Orbicella faveolata is the source of this 1460-nucleotide messenger RNA. Its product is annotated as HAUS augmin-like complex subunit 5. Gene Ontology annotation, biological process: centrosome cycle; spindle assembly. Gene Ontology annotation, cellular component: HAUS complex; centrosome. Lineage: Eukaryota; Metazoa; Cnidaria; Anthozoa; Scleractinia; Merulinidae. The record is from RefSeq and is a predicted model, not a curated record.
UCGACUUGGAAACGUUUGGUAUUUUGGAAAACUGGUAAGGAGAGGUGGCCGCUUAUGAGAGGUGGUGGCAAACAGAAGUUCUACUGUAUUUGUUAUUGAACAGUGUCCAUCAAUAAUGUACAUCAGUAUGUAGACUACACAAGAAUAUUCUCACUGUACAAAUAUUCUCACCAUGGAAAAUUUGCAUGAUUCCAGUUAAGGUGAGGUAAAAUCUAUGUCAGGCCAAAUGGCUGAAGCUUAUCCCAGUUUCAGUAGCAUGAAGUGGCUAAGAGUAUUUCUACUUCCCCCUGAAUGGGAUCCUAGUCCAUCACAGGGUUACCCUUACAGCAUUUAACAAAUUAGUGGGUACCCAUUUGCACACCUGUGUGGAGAGAGCUACCAUGAGAGUAAAGUGUCUUGCCUAAGAUCACAAUGCAAUGACCCCGGCCAGGACUCAAACUUGGAGUGCUUAAUCCAGAGUCUACUGCACCAACCAUUAGGCCGCUGCUCCUCUGCAAGGGGCUGAUUUCAUUUCACUUGUAGACAUGUUGAUUGAAAGCUGUAUGAAAUGUUGAAGUUCCCUUGACAACAUAACCUUUUCUGCUAGACAAAAGCUAAUCCAGGAAAUGGCGGCUCAUCCAGGUGACAAACCAAGUGAUGAAGAAAGAGAAAGCAUCAAAGAAAAACACUCUAAGUUAACAAAAGAACUUUUAGAAGUCAAAAGCAAAGUUCAUCAUCUUGAAAAAGAAAUCAAAGCUGUGCAGAAGGAAAUUCUUGAAGCAGAGGAAACUUACUCUGAAGGUGGUCGACAAAUAUCUGAUCUCGCCAAAAGAACUACUUUGCUGAGUGCUCAUUCCAAGCAAUGCAAGCAGUUAGCAGAAUUGUACAGAAGCUUGGCUAAACAGAUCAAUGACAAGAUAACAAUUUGUAGGGAUGUUGCAAGAAAGAAAUCCAUGGAUCCAACAUAUUACACAUCACAAGGAAUCAUUGCUGGAAGCUCACAGGCAUUUACUACUGUUGAAGGACGAUCAACUCCUACUGGGUUGGAAUCAGCUUGUACUAGAUCAGUUAGGGAAUCGUGUGAAAGAAUUGGUUCCUUUUUGUAUGACGUGUGCAAGGCAGAGGAAGAAACUGGAAGAAUUGAUGACAGCAGUCAGAGAAAGGUUAAAGAUCAGUUGUGGACUGGAGUAGAGAAUAUCUUGUCUCAGCACCUGGCAGAUGACGUCCUCACCUCAUUGUCUCGAAUAGCACAGGACUCCGCCGUCAGCCUGCGGGAAUUGUCUGCCAGAAUUGACCUGAAGAAAGAUGCCAGAGAACUCAAGUUAGUUUUUGGAAUGAUUUUGCAGUACUCAUUGAGUGGUGCUUCAUAUGAAGUUUUCUACAUGUAUUUUGUUUCCUUUCAUCAGGUUUAAAUAUGAAAACUCUGGCAAACUAACUGACACAUCAUCCCCACCUUCCUUACUGCAAAGUGUUCACCAGUU